Messenger RNA from Paramecium tetraurelia, 5001 nucleotides. RefSeq lists its product as uncharacterized. The transcript is spliced from 5 exons. The record is from RefSeq and is a predicted model, not a curated record. Gene Ontology annotation, biological process: methylation. Gene Ontology annotation, molecular function: methyltransferase activity; nucleic acid binding. NCBI's taxonomy places the organism in Eukaryota, Ciliophora, Oligohymenophorea, Peniculida, Parameciidae.
AUGAAAAUCAAUCAAUACGCUUGCAUUUCUUUGACAUAUGAUUACCAAAAGAAAGGAGACAUUCCAGAUUGCAAAGAUUAAUGGAUUAUUUUGAAUAAGGCACAAUGCAUUAAACACAAACUAUAAGAAUAUGAACCAAUUGUGGGUCCAGGGAAAUUGGACUCCCAGAACACUGAUAAUUAAUUUACCAAUUAGACUCCCAAUUCAAGUUCCAUAUUUACUAUAAUCAAUGAUAAAUUGUUGAUUGCUUUCAAACAAAAGAUUUUAUAGUAUGAUCGAAUAUCAGAUCUAUUUUCAACUGAUAAGUAUCAAACUUGUUUGCCAUAACAAUAACAUACAGUGACAUCUGGAAAUGUGAUAUCGAUGCAUCCAAAUCAAAACCAAUUAAUCGUUAGAACAGAAAAUGCCAUCAUAUUAUAUAAGUUUAGUAAUUCAAAUUUUUCACUCCAAAAAACCUACAAUUAUUCCAAUAUUAAACAACUAAACAUUUAAAAUAAUGUGCUUUUCCUUUGUUUGUCCGAUAGAUUAAUAGCAAUAAACCUGAUUAAUCAAACAGAGCAAAUUCUCAAAGCUGACAACAAUAUAGUUGCUGGUUAUCUCAAAGAUUAAGAAUAUUACUACAUAUGCGAAAACUCCUAUGUUGUUAAGAGUCUUUAAAGAAACUACGAACUAGCUAUUCCAAUCCCCAUAGCAAUAAAGGCCCUCUUUUUGAUAGAUAAAUUCAUUUGUGUCUGUGGUUAUUAAACCAAAUACGAACCCUACGACGAUGAAGAUGAGGAACCAGCUACUUAUAGUUCCCACGUCUUUUGGUUCGAUAUUACUUGCAAUCAACCCAUUAAAGAGAGUAGUCACAGAGAAGUGGAUCUAAUUGUAGAUACAAAUAACAAAGGGGACUUUGGAAUCACACAACUAAGUGACCUAUACAUAGUUUUCGGUAGUAAUUUGAGAGUGGCUACCUUUUGGUCCUUGGAUAGACUGUGUUAACAAGCUAAGAGAUAUGAGAAUUCAGAUGAAAUAUUGGAAUUGCUUCAACAUUCAGAAAUUAGAGGGUUGGUCACUUAUAAAUCCAAUCCCUUCAUUGGAUUCGGAAUGAACCAAAAGAACUUUCGUUGCAUUGAACGAAAUCCUAAUGUCUGCAUCUUCGACAAAAAAGGAGGAUUGUAAAUGUAUGAAUUCUUUAAUUUCAAAAAAAUCGUGGAAUAUCAGAUUAAUCAACCACAACCUUAAAAUAGCAUAUUUUAGAAUAGUUAAAAUCUAUUUUAGAAUCCUCAAUUGGUAUCUACAAGAUCUCAAAAGUUUUAAAAGGGUUUGGAUGAUAUAAAGUUCACUGUAAUUGAAUGUGAGAAGAAGGAGAUGAACAUUAUUGCUAAUCCACCCUUUAAUUUAUAAUUGAUUACACAAAACAAAGAUUCUCAAAUGGUUUUCGGCAAAGGAAGAAUCGAUUAUUAAUUUAGAUUACAUCAGAAUCAGAACCCUUCAGCUAAUUUAGUCAUUGAUUAUCAACAUUUUCAAAUCAUAGGACAUGAAAGAGAAAUAGUAAUACUUACACCAAUUAUUGUAUAAUAAAUAUUAUCAGAAUAAUAAUAACCUAAGUUGUAAAUUCAAAAGGUUACCUCUAAUCCAGCAGAACUUAUUAAUAGUCUAUUCCUAUUUUAGAAUAAGAUAUUGAUACAAACCAACACUUCCUUGUACUUGGUUAACUACUAAGAUAAUCAAUGGAAUGUAAAACUACUCUUGAAUCACAAUAAUAUAACCAGAGUCUAGGUUUUAGAUUAGUAUCUCUUAUUGACCAUUUCUUAGGAUGGUGUUUAAUAAAUAUUGUAUGAGUAUAAAAAGGACAGCUUAUAGUAGAAGGUUUCGCAUAGAAGCAAUGCUGGUUGUCUAUUAUAAUUAGAUGGGUAACCACAAUUGUUACUAAUAAUCGAUGACUAAUUAUAUAUAUUGAAGGACUUUGUCACAAAAUAAUUAGUCUAAAUUGACAUCGAAAUAAUAUAAUCAAAGGAGUAUUUUAUUGCCUAAUUGCAUGAGAAUCACAUUUACUUAUCCUUUGCAACCAUUGAUGAGUAUGAAUUCAAUCAUUUUAUACUAAAUUACGAUGCAGAAAGAAAUCAAGCAAAAUCAGAAUUACAUUUGAAUGAUGUACUCUCCAAUCUAAACAUAAAUGACAUCUAAACUUAAAUCACUAAUUUUGAUUGGAACAUAACUUCAAUAAAUACACCCAUAGCAAAAAUCAUCAUAAUAUUUCCCAAUGGAGUCUAAGAAGGAUUUGUUUUCUAGGUUUGUGGAAAUGACUUGCGUACUAUUGAUAAUGAAAAAGGGGAACCCAUCUAACUUUCAUCCUACACUCAUUUUGUUAAAGGAAUCUCAACUCUUAAGUAUGUGUUACCUAAUGAGGAGAAAUUAGGGGAUAAGCCAGGUUUAUGUAAAGCAAAAUAGGAACAAAAAGAAUUUCAAUACUAGAUGUAGCCAUCAAUAUUAAUAUACGAAUUCGAUGAAAAAAGCAAUCUGACCAUUCAUAGACUAUUGUUAAUAAAAUUAGAUAAGUUGGAUGAUUCAACUCCACUCUUGUAGCUUUUUGAAGACAAACCAAAUCCCUAAAAGAAUUCAUAAUCGGAAUAAUUAAAAACACCCGACAGAUAAUAAAAUGAAAUCUCAAAAUAAUUGAUCAAUCAAUAACCUUAACCACCUAAAAGGGUCACCUAAAUUACUUACUAAUUAUCAGAAUUUUGUAAGCAAUCCAUGAAAUAAUUGAAUGGAGAAGAAGAAGAGGAUCUGCUUAUGAAACCAUACUUCUCUAUAUUCACAUCCCAAAAGUUUUUGGAUGAAUUAAGUGCUCAAUACACUUAGAUACAUAACACUAGAAAAUUGAUGAAAUAAAAGACUCUGGAAAGUUCUUCUGUCUAAGACUUUUGUUUACUUAGAAAGUCAUUUGAUAUUCCAAAAUUCAAAUUCAGUUAUGAUGAAAUUCAAACGACUUUAGCUUCAUUAUCAAAAGUAGAAGAACAAUUUUCAUGGAUUUGUAACUUUGUAAUUAAUACUCUAUAAAUGAAUCCCAUUAAGAGGAAUAAAAUCACAUUUGGAGAAUUUGAGUUUCCAAGUAUUCAUCAUAUUACACCUAAAAAAUAACCAAGUAAUUCAAAAACUAAAAUCGGAAGAAAGAUAGUAUUCUCAGAAUUUUGUGAUUAAGAACCAAAGACUGAUUUACAAAUGGCAUUUAUUGAAAAAUUAUGUUAAGCUCACAAAUCCAACGUCAAAUACUUACAAUUAGGGAAUGAGUCCAGUAAGGAGAUUAAUGAUCUAAGCCUUCCUUUAAAUGCGAUGUCCACAACAUCUUUUGGAAUACCUCUUUCAAGAUUUUCUUAAAAACAACAGAUAUUUGACACUCUAUAUGAAAGCAAUAAUUAUAAUCAAAAUCAAGUAUCAAAUUCGAAAGAUUAAGUUAAAACUAUUCAAGCUUAAACAGAAAAUGGGUCAUCUCUUAUGGGUACUUUUAAAGGUCAAACGGAAAGGAAUUAAAAAAUUGAACCUAUUUAGUCCCAAAGAAAAGAUAAAUCAAGUGAUACAUCAAAGAAAAAUAAUAAGUUGUUUGAUGAUAAUGAUAAGGGUUUAGAAAAGAAAAGCGAUGCCAAUUCAUAAUAAUAAUUAUUCGAUAUCAAUAAUAAGGGGAUGACUAGAACAAAGGGGGGCUUCUUAAGUCAAGAAUCAGAUUAAGAAUCAAUAAAUCCUUUUAAAUCAGACUUCUAAAGUGUGCGGGAAAUGAAUAUGGUAGAAUCUCAAAUAAUUGAUCCCUCCAAACAAAAAGAUAAUCUUAAAGAAUCCACUAAACCCUUAUUUGGAUAACCUCUAAAAACAGAAGCCAAUUAAGAAAAAGCCAUAUUUGGAUAACCUUUGAAAACAGAAGGUAAUUAAGAAAAAAGCAUGUUUGGUUAACAAACUCUAAAUAAUACUACUGGAUUAUUUAAAGACCUAAAACUAGAUGAUAAAUCAGGUGCAUCUGCUCAGAAUUCAAAUAUUUUAAAGCAACAAACACCCAAUGAAAAGGAUAAAACCAAUUAAGAUAAACCCGCUGUAGAAUCAAAUAUUUUUGGAUAACUUACUUCCCAACAGACUUAAAAUUCAAAUAAACUGCUUAACCUAAAUUCAAACGAAAACCCUACUGAAAAAUAAUAAUAAAAACCGAGUCAGCCUCCUCUAUUUAAUACUAAUUUUGGAGAUGGAAAAUUACUUUUCUCCUCGCUUACUCCUAAUGUAGAGUCUGCCAGCAGCUUUUUAGGAAUAAAAACUGAAACCAAAGAUGCUGCACAAAAUGAGUAAAGUAAAAAGAAGUAAGAAGAUUCUUCGCUUUUAAAUUCAAAGAAGGAAUCUCAAAGUCUAUUAUAAAAUCUAUAAAAACCAGAAAAUUAAGAAUAAAAUCAAAUUCCAAAGACAUCUACACCUGCACCAGCCCCAGCCCCAGUACCAUAGCAAACAACUUUAUUUACUUUUGGUUAACCAAGUGAAAUUUAAGUAACACCAGCCAAUAAUGUGACUUAACAGGAACCUUAAAUCUAACCAUAAGCAUAAGCUCCUUUAUAACUAGGUUCUUCGAUGUUUAACUCAUAAAAGUAAGAUGUAAAUUUUAACACUUACUCUUAAACCCAACCUACUUCUUUAUUUUUAAAUUGUAGCAAUUAACCAUUUUAAGGAAUGCAAAAUUCUAUAGGAAUUUAGUAAUAAAGUCAACCUGGGCCUCUUAUAAUUAAUUCAUCCACUUUUGGAAGUACAAGUAGUGUAUUCGACUAAAAGAAUACAGCUCCACCACCUUAAUAAAAAAUUAAUUUUAGUAAUCUACAGAGUCAAGGUUUGCCCAACACCUUAGGCGGAUUCUUUGGUCAAACGCCUUAAACAAAUUAAGUAGGAUUCCUUUAGACCUCAUCCAUUUAAUUUGGAUUCGAUCCUAACUAAGAGAAGCCAAGAAAAUGAAAUCAUCAAUUUAUUAGUAUUAUUAUUAUAUUUAAGAAC